AUGAUUUUACAAUCAAUCUCUGCGAGCUUCGAUUUCUCGCAGCCAUUUCCUCAGCAGCAAAACUGUCCAUGUGGGAAUUUCGUCAACCCAAGAAAACCGCAGAAUAUCUUUUCGCUUCCUUCCUCUAAACGAAGAAUAAAACAGCUACUUGUUACCAAAUCUUCGCGUGGAAGUGCAAGAAGAAAAUGGGGUUUCAGUGCUUGUGCGAUUUCACCUGAUGGCCCUGGGCCCAGUAUGAAUGUAGAGCUUGCAAAGUCAGCCAGACGGAAUGCCAAAAUCUUGGUGCUAAAGCGUUUAUCCAGUGAAUUGGAUGCCGAUGAAUUUUCCAAAGAUUCACCACAAAUUCAAAUGGGCACCAAUUUCACCAACUUCCAAGAAGACCCGUUUGUAGAUAAGCUUAGAACUCAGCUAGGAGUCAUACACCCCAUUCCCUCGCCCCCGAUAAACCGAAACAUUGCGGGGUUGUUUGUGUUCUUCUUCUUUGUAGGCGUUGUGUUUGAUAAAUUGUGGACUUCAAGGAAGAAAAGCAAGUCGGGAAGUGAGAAUGGUCGGCGUGAGGGGUGGCCGCAAGUGCCCACGAGCUUUUCAUUGUUUCUGGAGAAGGAUUUGCAGAGGAAAGAGUCGGUGGAAUGGGUGAACAUGGUUUUGGGGAAGCUGUGGAAAGUUUAUAGAGCUGGGCUUGAGAAUUGGCUCAUUGGGUUGCUUCAGCCGGUCAUUGAUGAUUUGAAGAAGCCCGACUAUGUUGAGAGAGUUGAAAUCAAGCAGUUUUCUUUGGGGGAUGAGCCUUUGUCUGUUAGGAAUGUUGAGAGGAGGACGUCCCGUCGUGUCAAUGAUCUCCAGUACCAAAUAGGCCUACGUUAUACUGGUGGUGCUCGAAUGCUGUUAAUGCUCACACUAAAAUUUAGCAUUAUUCCCAUUUUCGUGCCAGUUGGUGUUCGAGAUUUUGAUAUUGAUGGAGAACUUUGGGUCAAAUUGCGACUAAUACCAACAGAGCCUUGGGUGGGAGCUGUUUCUUGGGCUUUUGUUUCACUUCCCAAGAUCAAAUUUGAAUUGUCACCCUUCCGCUUGUUCAAUUUGAUGGCAAUUCCCGUUCUUUCAAUGUUUUUGACAAAACUUCUCACUGAGGAUUUACCUAGAUUAUUUGUACGCCCAAAAAAGAUCGUCUUAGAUUUCCAGAAAGUAAAAGCAGUUGGCCCAGUAGGAGACGAUUUCAAGUCGGGGGACAUACAAGAAGGAAACAAGGAUUUUGUUGGAGAAUUAUCAGUGACCCUUGUAGAUGCUCGGAAGCUUUCCUAUGUUUUCUAUGGCAAAACGGAUCCCUAUGUUACUCUAAGCCUGGGAGAUCAAAUUAUACGCAGUAAAAAGAACAGUCAAACUACUGUUAUUGGACCUCCUGGGGAGCCAAUUUGGAAUCAGGAUUUUCAUAUGCUUGUAGCAAACCCUAAAAAACAAAAGUUAUGCAUCCAAGUCAAGGAUUCUCUUGGAUUCACGGACUUAACUAUUGGUACAGGAGAGGUUGAUCUGGGAUCUCUCCAAGACACUGUACCAACAGACAGGAUUGUGGUACUGCAAGGAGGUUGGGGCCUGUUUAAGAAAGGGUCUUCUGGUGAAAUACUACUUCGAUUGACGUAUAAAGCAUAUGUGGAGGAUGAAGAGGAUGACAGAACUGGGUUGGAUUCCGUGGAUACUGACGCUUCAGAUUCAGAUGACGAGUUGUCUGAAUCUGAUGAAUCAAAGGACACAACAGAGUCUGCAAAUGAAACAGAUAAAGAGUCCUUUAUGGAUGUUCUAGCAGCUUUAAUUGUGAGUGAAGAGUUUCAAGGGAUAGUGGCAUCCGAAACAGGAAACGGCAAAAUUUUGGAUGAUAUCUCAAUUACAGGGUCAAAAAUCUCAAGAUUGCAGCGUGGACCUGAUGCCGAAUCUGCGCCUUCAAAUUCCAGUAAUGUUUCUGAAGGUUCUCAAGGAGUAGCUUUAUUUUGGCUUGCUGUAGUUGCUGGCAUAUCGGUGCUAAUUGCUACGAACAUUGGUGGCUCCAGCCUUUUCAAUCCUUGA
Molecule: messenger RNA, 2052 nt
Organism: Prunus armeniaca (apricot)
Lineage: Eukaryota; Viridiplantae; Streptophyta; Magnoliopsida; Rosales; Rosaceae
Source: the annotation of a GenBank genome assembly